AUGGAGGCCGCCGCGACCGGCGCGCUGAUCGCCUUUGCGUCGCUCUGGGGGACGCUUACGCGCCUUGGGCUCAGCGCACUCAAUACGUACGAUGGGCAGAGCAUUGCGCCGAUCAUCUGGGCACAGGCCGUAGGGUGCCUCGUUAUGGGGUGGAUGACCUACCCCCGCAAUAAAGAGACGAUGGAGCGCUGGUACAAGCCGGCCUUUACGAUGGUCACGACCGGCUACUGCGGCAGCACGACGAGCUACUCGACGUGGGUCUUUGGCGUGUUUCAGGCCUUUUCCAACAACCUGCACUACAACCGCCACGGGCUCCACAAUGUCAUGGACGCCCUGACGCAGACCGCCGCGACGAUCGGCAUGUCGUUUGCGGGAUUCUGGGCGGGCCGCACGCUCGCCGGGCUCGUACGCCUCGCAUACCUGGAGGAGGCACUGUCGCGCAUUACGCGCCGCUCACACGGCAUGCCCCGCAUCGACACGUCUAGCACGCUCGAGCGGGGCGAAAAGACGCAGCGUACUCGGUACCUGCACCUCGCGAGCAUCGCACUCGGCACCGUGUUCUGGAUCGGUGCUAUUCUCCUGUGCGCAUUAUACACCCCGUUUCGCAAGGUGUCCUUUACCCUUGUCCUUUCGCCGCUCGGCGCGCUGGCGCGCUGGCAGCUCGCCAAGCUCAACAAGCCCCUCGGCCAGGCGCCGCUCGUCUGGUACUCCCCCCGCGGCUGGCCGGUCGGCACGCUCACCGCGAACCUCGUCGCGAUCACGAUCCUCUGUGUGGUCUACACCGCGCAGUACGUCGGCUACGAAACAGGCCCUGCAAGCCGGGGCGCGUAUACCGCCAAUGCAUGCGACGCACUGUACGCCGUCCAAAAUGGAUUCUGCGGCACGCUCAGCACGAUCAGCACGCUCAUCGUCGAGCUGAGCCUCAUGCGCCCACCCCGCGCCGCAUUUGCGCACCUCUUCUUUUCCUGGGCGGUGGGCAUACUGAUCUCCAUUCUGCUCGUCGGCGCGCCGUGGUGGGCCCUCGGCAUGCAGGGCGGCUGCGCAGCACCGGUGCCUUAG
This is a messenger RNA of Malassezia japonica, 1059 nucleotides long. RefSeq lists its product as uncharacterized. The transcript has a single exon. The coding region runs from base 1 to 1059 and encodes 352 amino acids. Gene Ontology annotation, molecular function: fluoride transmembrane transporter activity. Gene Ontology annotation, biological process: fluoride transmembrane transport. Gene Ontology annotation, cellular component: plasma membrane. The record is from RefSeq and is a predicted model, not a curated record. NCBI's taxonomy places the organism in Eukaryota, Fungi, Basidiomycota, Malasseziomycetes, Malasseziales, Malasseziaceae.